Messenger RNA from Diospyros lotus (date-plum), 2338 nucleotides. Its product is annotated as probable serine/threonine-protein kinase PBL1. The record is from RefSeq and is a predicted model, not a curated record. Bases 346 to 1992 code for a protein of 548 amino acids. Lineage: Eukaryota; Viridiplantae; Streptophyta; Magnoliopsida; Ericales; Ebenaceae. The transcript has 5 exons. Gene Ontology annotation, biological process: protein phosphorylation. Gene Ontology annotation, molecular function: ATP binding; protein kinase activity.
GGGGUGUUGAAGCUUUGACCACUGCUUCUUUCCACUUUUUUCCCUCACCCCACCCAUUUCCAUUCUAAUAAUAUUCCCCUCUCUCUCUCUCUCUCUCUCUCUCUCUUCUCACUCUCUCAAAAAUCCCCACCCUUUCCCUUCCCAUCAUCAUCUGCUUCCACUUUGACUAGUUUUAGGGCUCCUCCCUUCAGAUCGAAUCGCAUCUCUCCCAACGCAACAAAUUCUUCAGUUCCGGCAGGCAGUUGAUUCACCCGAGGCUUGCCAAGACAAGAUCGCAACUCUGCUAAGGUUUCUUUCCAGCAACAAGUACUAAAACCUGAUCCAACACAAACUUUCAAACGUAAGAUGGGCUGUUUCCCCGUUUUGAAGAAUAAAAAGAAAAAAUCUGAGCAGACUUCUUAUGUCAGACGAGUCAAUCCUCAAGAACAUUCGCCAACCACAUUGCCUGAACCACACGUCCAAACACGCGCAUUGCAGUCUGCGCCGCCAAGUUUUAGGACCAGAGUGAAAUCUGCGCAUCCAGUAAGCAAAGCGAUAAACAGUCGAACAAGGGCAUUGUCUGCCCCAUCGAGUCUCGAUGUAGCAGAACAAGAUGCUCUUUCAUCUAUGGAAUGUGAGGAACAGGAAGAGUCCAAAAGCCGAAUUGGGUCAAUGAAGGAGUACCCGUCUGCAAGUCCUCAGCCUCUUCCCCUUCCAUCCCCUCAGAUUCAGAGUUCUACUGUUUUGAAGGCGAUGGGGAGCUUUAAAACAGUGAUGUCUUCUGGUCCUCUAAAUGCUUCUGGACCACUGCCACUGCCUCCUGGUCAUUCGGGUCUACUCCGGAACUUUUCAUUCGAUAAAAUUGCAGCAGCCUGCCUAAAUUUCUCUCCAGAAAGAUGUAUGUCAGAAGGUCUUUCUUCCGUUAUGUACAGGGCUUCCUUCGGGGAUGAUUCUUCUGGCUCCAAAAAACUUGAAGCCACUGUUACUCGACUUCACCCUUCAACCCAGGGUUUGAAGGAAUUUGUGAAUGAGGUGAACACUCUUGCAUCUUUACAACAUCCUAACCUCUGUAAGUUGAUUGGUUUCCAUGCACGUGAGGGAUCAGAACAAAGGAUGUUGGUUUAUGAGAGGCUUUACCAUGGAAGCCUAGACCGGCUUUUGUAUGGGAGAUCAGAUGGCCCCCCUAUCGAUUGGAAUGCCCGAAUGAAGGUUGCUUUAUGUGCUGCACAAGGUCUCACUUUCUUACAUGAGGAAGGGCCUUUCCAGGCGAUGUUCAAUGGAUUUUCAACUGCUAAUAUACAGAUCGACAAGGACUUUAGUGCGAAGCUUUCGGGAUAUGGUUGCAUUAACCACAUUCCAGAGACAGAGAUCUCAAACAGUUCACUUGCAUUGGCAAACCUUUCUGUGGAAACGCUGGAGAGAGGGCUCGUCACCCCAAAGAGCAAUGCUUGGAGUUUUGGUAUUGUAUUACUUGAGUUGCUUACAGGCAGGAAGAAUCUUGAUAGCCGGCAUCCUAAGGAAGAGAGGAAUUUAGUUAAGUGGAGCCGACCUUUCUUGACCGAUGAUUGUAGACUGUCACUGAUCAUGGACCCUCAGUUGAAAGGCCGGUUUCCUGCCAAAGCAGCUCGGACAGUAGCUGAUAUAGCUCAAAGAUGUCUUCAGAAUGAUCCAUCAGAGAGGCCCACCAUGCGAAUUGUUGUGGAGCAUAUGAAAUCCAUACAAGACGUGAAAUAUUCAUGCCGGUUUCCAUUGCAAGAUCCAGGAACCAUUUCUGGAAAACACAUGUCUAGAUCUCCAAGCUUGAAUGGCAUUGUCACCCCAGCUCCCAGGUCGAGUUUCUCACCAUCUCCUCCAACAACCAGACUGUCAAUUUCUCCAACUAGGCCACCUGCAGUUCCAAUGUCGCUUACUCCAGCAACUUGUUCCUCCAUUCUCUCUUUGGAGGGCAUCGACCUGCAGGGCAGCCGGAAAUCUUCGUCAACAGUUCCAAGGGCAAGUGUCGAAGGAUUUUAAUUGUUGAUAGAGCACAUUCUUUCUUCUUCUUCUUCUUCUUCUUCUUCUUCUUUCUGGGUUUCUUGGUUGAUUUUACAGUAGAUUUUACAGUAUAAGAUAAGCAGGUGGUUUUUCUACCUUUCCAUUGCUUGAAGAUAACUACUCAAUUGGGGGGGUUGAUAUUUUGUAGAUGGCCUGCCCUUCCUGAGUUUGAUUAGUUAUCCCCCAGGCGAGAAUGAUGCUGGGAGAUUCUUCUCCUUGCGUUUUAUUUUUUUUAUUUUGUAUUUAUUGUAUCUUUUCCAGCUGAUAUUUUUAAUUCCUAUAUAUUUGUCAUCAUAUAAUGUAAUUUUGAUCCAUCAUUUGCUAA